Molecule: messenger RNA, 1339 nt
Organism: Manihot esculenta (cassava)
Lineage: Eukaryota; Viridiplantae; Streptophyta; Magnoliopsida; Malpighiales; Euphorbiaceae
Product: GDSL esterase/lipase
Exons: 5
Coding region: 40-1143 (367 amino acids)
Molecular function (GO): hydrolase activity, acting on ester bonds
Source: RefSeq, a predicted model, not a curated record
AAGAAACCAAGUCUGCAUAUGUUUAAUUGAAGUUGCGCAAUGGCAAGUGUAGCUUAUUCCAUCUUCAUCUUAAGUUUAUUCGUUUUCACCAUUGUCAAUCUACAUCCAGUUUCCUCUGAGUUUGAUGAGUAUUUCUUCAUCUUUGGAGAUGGACUCUAUGAUUCAGGCAAUACUGAAUACAUAAUUCCUGACGAGUAUCUUCCCGUUUAUCACUCCCCAUAUGGCAACACUUAUUUUAAACAUGGCACAGGAAGAUAUUCGGAUGGUCGCCUAAUUCCUGAUUUUAUUGCUCAUAAGGUUGGCUUUCCUGAUUUCAUUCCCCCGGCCCUCAACACUAGUGCAAAUUUCACUUAUGGUGCCAAUUUCGCUUCAGAAGGUGCAAGUGUUUUCGAUAUUCAACAAAACAAUUCACUGAACUUUCGAAAUCAGGUUAGACACUUCAUAGAAUUGAUAAAAGAAUGGAGAGCCGACCUACAAAAUAUAACCGAAGUCAAUAGGAGGUUGAAGAAGGCUGUUCUCUUAAUUAACAUAGGGACUCCUGAUAUUUUGAAUGCUAAUAUCACUUCUAACACCACCGACGCUCAAUUGGAAACUAUUACAACGGAAGUGAUUGGGAAUAUUUCGGACAAGAUCAAGGUGUUGUAUGAUUUAGGAGCAAGGAAAUUUGUAUUUCAGACUCCGCCGCCCCUUGGCUUCCUUCCAUAUGUUAAGCAAACGCGCAAUGAUUCCAUUAUUUCUGUAAAACUGAAUAUAGUAGCACUUUUGGUAGUUGAUGAACUAUAUGCGGCGCUCAUGGAGAUUAAACAACUAAAUCCAGCAUUCAAUUUUACAAUCUUUGGGGACUUCUUUCCCAUUUUCUGGAGAGUAUUAUUACCUCCACUUUUUGGAUUCAACGAAAGUCGCGUCGCAUGCUGUGGCAAUGGCACAGUUCGUGGCCAAGGUUGUGGAGUUUUAGGUUAUGAAUACUGCGUAUGUGGUAAUAAGACAGAAUACUUGUUUUUUGAUGGGACUCAUUAUAGUGAGGCUGCUAAUAAACAACUAGUUGAACUGAUGUGGGACAAGAAAUCAGGUUACAUAGUACCUUAUGAUCUUAAGGAUUUCUUUGAAAUAUCGAACUCCACAUCUCUCAAGUCUGCAACUUAAUUAUUAAGUUGUUGCUGUAUUUCUGAGGCAUCAGCAUUCCCUCAUAGUCACAGUAGUAUGGCUUUUAUUUCCACCAAAUAAAUAGCAAGAUCAUUUCUUCUUACAGUGUAUGAAGAGGUGGCCGGUUAAAUAAAGUUGGAUGUGAUGUUCUCGAAAUUAUAAAUUAAUAAAAUACUUUUUUUUUUCUUUUAUUAAA